This is a messenger RNA of Mus caroli (Ryukyu mouse), 2465 nucleotides long. Lineage: Eukaryota; Metazoa; Chordata; Mammalia; Rodentia; Muridae. The record is from RefSeq and is a predicted model, not a curated record.
AGGCCCUUGUCCAAAGAGGCCCCGGAAGAAAGAGAUUGGGGAGCUGCAGAAGAGUCGCCACUCCUGAGAGAAGGUGCCAGGCUAGGGAAAGUGGAGCUCCAGGGUACUAUCCUGGUUUGAGAGAGCCCUGAUCAUGUCUGGUGUGGUGUUGGGGAGCCAGAUGAUUAAAGCAGGAUGAUCACAGUGAUCAAGCUUGUCCCAGAGAUACUGUGGUUUCUGGGUAACAACUCCAGGAAAGCUUGGUCUCAUGCAUGCAAUUUGGGGCACUCUUCAGACUCUUAUUUCUGUCAUCUACCUCUUGUUCUGCUCUUUAUACCUCAUCUCCCUGCCCCUCUCCUACAUUGGGUUUCCACUACCACCUGAUUUGACAUCGGGAUCCAAGCUGUCCAUUGUUACAGGGUGCCCUUGUCAAUUCCCUGAGGUUCAGGAACUCACAUUCUACCAUCUAUCUCAUAGGAUGCAAUAUCUGGACCUAUCCUGGCUAGGACUGGGGCCCAUGUCAGCCUCACCGUGGCUACUCUUUUUCUUGGUUGGGAUUUCCUGGUUCUUGGCCCGGUUCCUCAUGCAGCUAUACACUUUGUAUGCAAAGUGUCAACGUCUCUGUGGUUUCCCUCAGCCACCCAAGAAGAAUUGGUUUUGGGGUCACCUGGGCAUGUCCCCUCCUACGGAAGAAGGCAUGAAGCAGAUGACUGAGCUGGUGACCACCUACCCCCAGGGCUUCAUGACCUGGUUAGGCCCUAUAGUUCCUCUCAUCACUCUGUGCCACCCUGAUGUCAUCCGAUCUGUCCUCAGCGCCUCAGCUGCGGUUGCCCCAAAGGACGACAUCUUCUACAGCUUCUUGAAACCCUGGCUCGGGGAUGGGCUCUUGGUGAGUGCUGGUGACAAGUGGAGCCGCCACCGUCGCAUGCUGACACCUGCCUUCCAUUUCAACAUCCUGAAACCCUAUGUGAAGAUUUUCAAUGACAGCACCAACAUCAUGCAUACCAAGUGGCUGCGCCUGGCCUCAGGGGGUAGCACCCGUCUGGACAUGUUUGAGAACAUUAGCCUCAUGACCUUGGACACUUUGCAGAAAUGCGUCUUCAGCUUCAACAGCAACUGUCAGGAGAAGCCUAGUCAGUAUAUUGCUGCCAUCUUGGAGCUCAGUACCCUAGUUGUGAAGAGAAAUGAGCAACUGCUUCAGCAUGUGGACCUGCUCUACCGCCUCACACCCGAUGGAAUGCGCUUCUAUAAGGCCUGCCGCCUGGUACAUGACUUCACUGAUGCCGUCAUCCAGGAGCGACGUCGCACUCUGCUGAAGCAUGGUGGUGAUGAUGUCAUCAAGGCCAAAGCCAAGUCCAAGACUUUGGACUUCAUUGAUGUACUGCUGCUAACCAAGGAUGAAGAUGGAAAGGAGCUGUCAGAUGAGGACAUCCGAGCUGAAGCUGACACCUUCAUGUUUAGGGGCCAUGACACCACAGCCAGUGGGCUCUCCUGGAUCCUGUACAACCUGGCGAGGCACCCUGAGCACCAGGAACGCUGCCGGCAAGAGGUGCAGGAGCUGCUGAGGGAUCGUGAACUUAAGGAAAUUGAAUGGGAUGACCUGGCCCAGCUGCCCUUCCUGACCAUGUGCAUCAAGGAGAGUCUGCGGCUGCAUCCCCCAGUCACAAUGGUCUCCCGAUGCUGCACCCAGGACGUUUCCCUCCCAGAUGGAAGGAUCAUCCCUAAAGGUGUCAUCUGCAUCAUCAAUAUUUUUGGAACCCAUCACAACCCAACUGUGUGGCGGGACCCUGAGGUCUAUGACCCCUUCCGUUUUGAUCCAGAGAACAUCCAGGCUAGAUCACCUCUGUCAUUUAUUCCCUUCUCGGCGGGACCAAGGAACUGCAUUGGACAGACUUUCGCUAUGAGCGAGAUGAAGGUGGCGCUGGCGCUGACGCUGCUGCGCUUCCGCAUCCUGCCAGAUGACAAGGAGCCGCGCCGGAAGCCCGAGUUGAUCCUGCGCGCAGAGGGCGGGCUGUGGCUGCGGGUGGAGCCGCUGAGCACCCAAGCACAAUAACCGAUCUAAUUUGCCCUGGCUUUCUUAGUAAGUAAAUAGGCGUGACUCUGCCCUUGUAGAUUGCAAAGCACAAGCAGUGCUGUCACCGGGCAAGCAGGGGCUGCUAAGGAUCCUCCCAGUGGUCAGAGGUAUGGAGUCCAGCUGGUUGAUUUGAACCAAAGAUCCCUGACUUCUCUGGAUGAUCACAGGCCCAACAGCUCCUAAUUUAUGGCACAUGGUUCCUUCAAGCUCUUUGUCACCAAAGCUACCCCACACUAAAUCACGUGGCAUUUCCCACCACCCCCUGAAAAUAUGCAGACGUCAGAUAUUUUCCUUUGUUCAGAUUUUUCUGAAUGCUCAUUCCUGGGGCUCCCCUUCCAUCAUGUUUAUGGUGGCCAUCUCUCUUACUUUUACUAUAGCCUAUACCUCAGAAUAAAAUUGUUCUUGUUUUAAA